UGUUUUCUUUACUGUAAAACCCUAAAAUUUCCGUCAUUCUGAAAUUAGGUUAAGCAGCAUCGUUCUUCCAGCAGUACCAAUCAGCAAAAAUGGUGAAGGGUCGCCAAGGAGAACGCAUCAGACUUUACGUCAGGGGAACAAUCCUUGGAUACAAGAGAUCCAAAUCAAAUCAGUACCCAAACACAUCCCUGAUUCAAAUCGAGGGAGUGAACACAAAGGAAGAGGUAGCGUGGUAUGCUGGAAAGAAAAUGGCCUAUAUCUACAAGGCUAAGGUGAAGAAGAAUGGUACCCAUUACCGUUGUUUAUGGGGAAAGGUUACUAGACCUCAUGGUAACAGUGGUAUUGUUCGUGCUAAGUUCAAGUCCAAUCUUCCGCCUAAAUCAAUGGGAGCACGUGUGAGAGUGUUCAUGUAUCCAAGUAACAUAUGAGAGAUUUACGUGUUUCUCAGCAGAGUUGUCAGCCGAUUUAUCAUUACAAAGCUUUUUGUUUCAUUUCGAUAGAGUUUGUUGUCUUCUCUGCAUUAGUUUUUGAGAAUUUGUCUUUUGUUUUAGACCAUUAUAGAACCAAAUGGUAUUCUCUUUUGUAUUGGCUAUUUUCUAUGAAGCUUAUAUAUUCGGGAUUCUGAA
Messenger RNA from Vicia villosa (hairy vetch), 626 nucleotides. RefSeq names its product large ribosomal subunit protein eL33w-like. Bases 90 to 428 code for a protein of 112 amino acids. Gene Ontology annotation, biological process: ribosomal large subunit biogenesis; cytoplasmic translation. The record is from RefSeq and is a predicted model, not a curated record. Gene Ontology annotation, molecular function: structural constituent of ribosome. The transcript has 5 exons. Gene Ontology annotation, cellular component: ribosome; cytosolic large ribosomal subunit. NCBI's taxonomy places the organism in Eukaryota, Viridiplantae, Streptophyta, Magnoliopsida, Fabales, Fabaceae.